This is a messenger RNA of Clunio marinus, 3706 nucleotides long. The record is from the annotation of a GenBank genome assembly. Lineage: Eukaryota; Metazoa; Arthropoda; Insecta; Diptera; Chironomidae.
ACAAACAUUUUCAACAACAUCUAUCAGGCAGUUGAAAGGAAUCACAAUGAUGUUGAUUCAUGAAAGAUAAGAAGAAAGAAAAAUAUCGGAAGAUGCAAGCGGCAAAUUAAAAGUUGUCGUCAAUGAUGAUGAUUUCGAGUCAGCAAUCAAAUCAAUUUUACCAAAUAUACUCAAAUGUUUAAUGCCAAGCAAACAAAAGCGAGUUCAGUGACAAGAAAAAAAGAUUCGAAACAAAAAAUAAUAAUUGAAUGAUCAACAAUUGUUGUCUUGACCUCAAGAAGAAGAAGCACUGAGUCGUAAAAGUAUUUAUAACAAAUAUUUAAAAAAUUAAGUUAAAAAAGUUUCAAAAUUGAGAGGGAAAAAAUGAUUGCCCGUCGUAAUUGGCUACUAAAAUGUAGCAUCUUAGUCAACGUUGCCGUUUUACUGUACAUUUGCAGUCAUGUGAUGGUCGGCAAUAACACAAAUAACUUUGGAAUGAGCGGCACAGGAAGCAGCUCAUUUCUCAUACAACAGUUAGCACCAACUUCACAACAACAAUCGCAACCUCAACCUCAACAGCAAAAGUCAUCAUUGUCACCUGCACAAGUUUUACAAGACGAACAAGAGUUAGCAGCAAUCUUGCGGAACAAAGAAAUGGAACUGCUAAAACAGAUGAAAACAAGAGAAGGCGUUUCGCAGGGAGAAACUAAUGAGAUCAAGGAAUCGUGGAUAGGGAAAAUUCCACCUGAACAGCCCAACGAAGAGGAUAAUCGCUUUGAAAUACCAACAGACCAAGCAGUUCAAUCAAAGAAUGCUAAUGAAGUUAUCUAUUCAGAUGGCGUCGUUCCUAGCAAUAAUGCAAAUAACAGCGAACUAUUCACAACCCAAUCGAAUGAUUUAGAUACGAGAUUAAAAUUACUUUUAAAUUGCCAUAACAAAGAUUAUAAGCCAUACACAGAACAACGAGGUGACUUUUGGGUGCUUAAAAACUAUAUUCGAGCUGAACAUGGCGAACUGAAAUGUUAUGAAACAAUUACAUACACAACACAUGCUGAUUACACAUUUUUAGAUAAUUUAGUUCCACUUCUGGAAAGAUGGAAUGCACCAAUAAGCAUAGCUUUGCAUGCGCCAGGAACUGACUUUUUACCAACCGUCAAUGCCAUUAAAUAUCUUAGGGAUUGCCUUCCUGAAAGUAGCACAGUGCGGCAAUUUGUGACGUUUCACAUUUAUUUCAGCACUAAACAUGUACCUAAAAUAGUUCCUAGGCAAGAUAAAGUUCUCAUACCAUCAUUCAAUUGUUCCUUAAAUCCUCCAUUCUACAACUCUUCAUCCACAAUUCUCUAUAAGACUCAGAAGAAGUUAUUGUAUCCUGUAAAUGUUGGAAGAAAUAUCGCACGUGAUGCUGCAAUGACUCACUUUAUUCUACCUAGUGAUAUUGAAUUAUAUCCCAACCCAGGAUUAGUAAGGAAAUUUUUGGAAAUGAUUGCAAGAAAUGAUGCGCCUUUAAGAAGAAAAAACCCAAGAGUUUUCCCUCUUUCGAUAUUUGAAGUCGACAGUUCAGUGGCUGUGCCACGUGAUAAAACCGAACUUCAGGAAUUACUUCGAAACAAUAAAGCGAUUCCAUUUCAUAAGAGAGUUUGUGCAAGUUGUCAUGGUGUUCCUAAGUCAAAAGAGUGGAUGGCAGCAAAUGAAACUGAUGAUCUCGGAAUCUUUUACAUUGGGAAACGAACAGGUUAUUUUGUUCAUUGGGAACCAAUUUACAUUGGAACGCAUAUGGAUCCACACUACGACGAGCGACUAAGUUGGGAGGGGAAGAGCGAUAAGAUGACGCAAGGAUAUUCACUUUGUGUUCUUGAUUAUGAAUUUCAAAUUCUCGAUAAUGCUUUCUUGGUGCAUAAACCAGGAAUAAAAGUUCUUAAAAAAGAUCCCAAACGCGCGAUGCUUGCCGCUAAAACUAAUCAAUUAAUAAAGAAAAUAAUUUACCCAGAACUACAAGUCCUUUAUGGCACUCGAAAAGGAUGUGCUGUAUAGUAAAACGAACCGAAACAUGUAACACUCUUACAUGUUUUAAAAGCCUGACAUAUGGUUGGCAUUUUUUAAAAAUGUUCACAUAACAAAUGAAAAAAAAAGACAUUUUGUCCAAAACUUUACGAUGAUGAUUACCAUUUCUAUUUCACUUGUUGUUACGACUGUAAAACAUGAAACUAGCCUAAGAAGAACGUUCAUUCAAAGUGAGAUUUCGAUUGGCAAACUUCUCGAGUUACUCAGAUUGGUAUCUUGAAUCAUUUCGAAGAAGUUAUUUUAAUUAGUUUUUUUUUUUCAUGUGAAAACUUCUCAGUCAUAGACAAAGAAAAUUUUCGGAACGAUAAUGUUUACUUGAUUAAGAAUGAAAAGUGAUAUCUAUAAUAGUAUUUUUUAUACCAUGUUAGAUAAUAGGAGUCGAUUGAAGUUAGAAUUGAAUUUAAUGAAUCUUGAUGUCAAAGUUAUUGUCUCAAUUCUCGUUAAAUAGAUUUACGAAUGAGAAUAGAAAAAUGGGAGCCAAAACUAUAAAAGUAAAGUAUUUUGUUUUGUGUGAAAGUCUUAUUUAAUUGCUUUAUCGUUGAACCUCACAUAUCCAUAAUUCUUAGAAUUAUUUAUGCUUAUCUCAAGUUAAUAUAUUGUACCAGAUCAUCAAAGCAAGUUGAAUGAACAAAACUUAAAUAUGCGUAUUGAAUGAAUUGUAAACGAUAUUUCUGGUUGUAAUUAUGAUUAAUUUAUCAAUUGCCUAAGAUCAAACAAAAUCAUUUUGAUAUUUCGAAAAAUCAUCAAAUCGAAAUUAUUUUCAUGGAAAUUUUUUAUCAAAGGUUCUCAAAGUUUAGUUACAAAAAAAAAGUUAAGGAAAGGAAAAUUUUAGCACAAAAUUUUGAACAAAAAUCGUAACCAUAACCAAUUGUAAUUAUAAGAUUAAAGGCUAUUUCUAUUAAGAAAAGAACAAGUUAAAUACUGAAAAUCUUUCAAACAAUUGUAGGUUUAAAUAUUGCUGAAUAAGUUUUAGGUAUUUCAACACGACCAUCCAUAAAUUCAGUGAUUCUCAAACUGUUUUGGAAAUUUUUGUUAGCAUAUUUCGCAAGGCAUUGUAAUUAAAAUUUUUAUAUGUAUCAGUUGAAUCUUGAUUUUGUCAUUGCCUCUCAAAAUUUAAGAGAUUCUGAAUUUAUGUUGUCCAAAGUUUUGAAAAAUGUUAAGUGUCAUGUUUCCUUUCGCCAUUUAAAAUUAAAUCUGAAUCAAAAUAUUUCUCUAAGCAUGUUUAAUGUUGAAGAAAGAAAAACUCCAUUUCCAAACAAUUUCCUCGAUUUCAGUUAAUACAAGCAUUCAAUUCUGAAUACUUUAUCUCUUUGGUAUAAUAGUGCCUUAAAAGAAACUUACUGAAACCAAAAUGUAAGUAAAUUAAUUACGCAUUACUCUUUCAAACUGAAUGAAAAAAUGUUUCGUUCAAAUAUUAAUUUCAAAAAAUUCUAAUGAAAUAAAACAUAACUUCAAUGAGGAAACAAAAGAAAAUCUUUACAACAAAAUGUUAACGAACAAGUAUUUUUGUACACUUGAUUCAUGUAUUGAAUGCAUAAAUAAUUGUAUAGUUAAAAGUAGUGAUUAAGUUUUGAAGAACCAAGGGUUAAGUAAUUUAUUGCAGCAUUAAAGCAAAAAUAAACAUUAAAAAUAUGAUUAAUGAAUCAUAUUUAAAGUCAAAACAAAC